UGGCCCACUAGGUGCCAAGUCUCUACCUCCCAAUGGUUUCUGCCGGCCCCGGUCACACAGUACUCCUCAGAGGCGAUGGCAAUGCUGUGGCUUGCGGAAGGAAUGAUUUUGGACAAUGCGACAUUCCACAUUUGGAAGACGGGAUAAAAUAUAUGCAGGUUUCUGCAGGCAGUCUUCAUACAGUACUUCUCAGGAGUGAUGACGUUGCUGUGACUUGCGGAACGAAUUGGUUUGAACAAUGCGACAUUCCGCCGUUACCUGAUGGAAUGACAUACACCCAGGUUUCUGCAGGCAUGCAUCACACAGUACUUCUUAGAAGCGAUGGCGUUGCUGUGGUUUGCGGAAUGGAUGGUUCUGGACAAUGCGACAUUCCACCGUUACCUGAUGGAAUGACAUACACCCAGGUUUCUGCGAGCAUUUUUCACACAGUACUUCUUAGAAGCGAUGGCAACGCUGUGGCUUGCGGAAAGAAUGAUUUUGGACAAUGCGACAUUCCACAUUUGGAAGACGGGAUAAAAUAUAUGCAGGUUUCUGCAGGCAACGAUCACACAGUACUUCUCAGAAGUGAUGGCGUUGCUGUGGCUUGCGGAAAGAAUGAUUUUGGACAAUGCAACAUUCCGCCGUUACCUGAUGGAAUGACAUACACCCAGGUUUCUGCAAGCGUGUAUCACACAGUACUUCUCAGAGAUGAUGGCAAUGCUGUGGGUUGCGGAAGGAAUAAUUUUGGACAAUGCACCAUUCCACAAUUGGAUGACGAAAUUUCAUAUACCCAGGUUUCUGUCGGCAACCAUCACACAGUACUUCUCAGAAGUGAUGGCGUUGCUGUGGCUUGCGGAGCGAACGGUCAAGGACAAUACAACAUUCCGACUCUUUAUCCGGGGACUUGGUACGCUGCAGAUGUGUCAGUUGGUAGAAACCUUGUGUUGCAACUAGAUUGUUCUUGCCAAGCUGAUGCUAUGCUGCUGACUUUCUCUGGUUUGACUGGAGACGAAGUGAUGCGCUUGAAUGCAAGUCCAUCUGAUCCUGCCUGGAACACUCACAAGCACAUUGCGCAUGAAUUGAAGGUUCCACUCCAAAGUCUUCGAGUGGUUUUACCCGAUGGACAGUUGUUGGCCGCAGCCUGCCGUGCGAACCCGGGAGCUAGCCUUGCAGAUGUCAUUGAAACUCGCAAGCGUCGGCGUCUCACCUAGGUUCGGAGCGGAAUUGGAUCGGAAAA
Molecule: messenger RNA, 1216 nt
Organism: Cladocopium goreaui
Lineage: Eukaryota; Dinophyceae; Suessiales; Symbiodiniaceae
Source: the annotation of a GenBank genome assembly